UGUGCACCUAAAAGUAGCUUGCAAUCCGCCAUUAACCAAAAGAAGAAGAAGUGCGCCGCGACUCGGGUGUGUUUUCCUGUAGGUCAGAGUCAGGAGGACCCUCAGGAGCCCCGCGCGCGUCGUGUGUUCGUGACCGCGGAGGAGAGCGAUGCGUCCGGCGCAGGAGAGCGGGGCAGCGGGCGGCGCGGCGGACUCGGCCUCGGCCUCCAGGGGCCCCGGGCUCCGCGGGGUCACGACCACCUCGCUGUUCCGCGCGCUCAACCCCGAGCUCUUCAUCAGACCCGCAAAACAAGCCGGUGAUGGCCGUGGGUCUGCUGAGCCUCACGCUGUGUGUGGGGUACCUGGGCUACCUGCACGCGCUCCGGGACGACCGGCAGCAGCUGUACGAGGCGGUGGACGGCCAGGGAGAGAGACGCAUGAGGAGGAAGAGCUCCCGCUGGGACUGAGGAGGAGGAAGAGGAGGAGGAGCUCCCGGUGGGACUGAGGAGGAGGAGGAGGAGGAGAGGAGGAGCUCCCAGUGGGACUGAGGAGGAGGAGGAGGAGGAAGAGCUCCCCAGCCUGCGCUCACUCACUCUUCAUUCACUCCAGACAUGUGUAUUAUAACACGGACCUGUGCUUUGGGUUCAGUAAAACGUCUACGUUUGAAUCUCUGUAGUUGCGCACUAGCGGAGAGGACAAAUAAAGUUUAAAAAGAAUUUAAUUUCUGUAAAUAUUUCUGUUUGAGUUGGGAACAAUGUGUUUAAUCCAGCGCUGUCAAACAAUUAAUUGUACCCAAAAUAAAAGUUUUUAUUUGUGUAAUAUA
Molecule: messenger RNA, 802 nt
Organism: Puntigrus tetrazona (Sumatra barb)
Lineage: Eukaryota; Metazoa; Chordata; Actinopteri; Cypriniformes; Cyprinidae
Gene: smim8
Product: small integral membrane protein 8
Exons: 2
Coding region: 149-484 (111 amino acids)
Source: RefSeq, a predicted model, not a curated record